UUCAAAGGGCUAUCAAAUGCGCUUUUCUCCGGUGCUGUAUCAACAUAAUUCCUGAGCUAUGUGUUGGUUUGUAGACAAUUAUCAAAGUUUGACCUGGAAAGUAGCUUUAAUUAUUUUUGGCACUCUUUCAAAUGCUCAGGAGCUGAGUUAGAAAGGGGUGUUAAAACAUUCCCAGAGAGCCAGAGAGUGUGGAAAUCCAGCCAGGACCCCCUGCAGGGUGUGGGCUAAGCUUGAUUGAGCAAAGGGGCAAAAUAUUUGUGUCGUAGGUAAUGAUUGUAUUGGAUCAUACCUAUGUACCUGACAGGGAAGCAAGAAAGGUGAAUGACAGCAUUUGGAUACCCAGGCAAUGUCCGUAAAAACUGAACAAACACCAGGGAACUCGGAGAAGAUGGUCCGCAUAAGAAUUGUGAAGGAACUGCCGGACAAGACACCUGCUGCCUCCAAAUCAGGAAGUCAUAGCUGUGACCACUGUCAACUUAUCUUCCUCACUGCAACACAAUUAAAGAUACACCUUCUGGAGUGUCACAUGGACGAGGCAACCAACAGCUGUAAGGACUGCUUCAGGACGUUCCAACGAGUGGAGGCACUCCAAAGACAUGUCAUGGAACGCAUCUGUGUCUCCAAGCGCGUCGUGCCGUGCCCGUACUGCGCCGCCCCGUUCCCGAACCGCUCCAAGCUGGCCACGCACGUGUCCACGGUGCACCUGCGCGCGCCGCGCUCGGUGCUGUGUGACGCGUGUGGCGCCGUGUUCAGUCGGCGCGGCGCGCUGCACCGCCACCUGGACACCAUGCACGGCGGGCGCGCCGGUGGCCCUGACGGCGGCCCGGUGGCGCCGCGCCGCUGCCCGCUCUGCCCGGCCGCCUUCCGCGCCGUGGAUAACCUGCAGCGCCACCUGGUGAGCCGACACGCCAACUGGAAGCGCUGGAUGUGCUCGCUGUGCCGUCAGACGUACAACCACAGCGUCGACCUGAAGCGGCACGUGCUGAAGAAACACGGACUGGUGCUGCCGGCCAUCACGGGCAGGAGGAAAAAGAACAUUUUGGAUAUGCACGUGCUGCCGGGGCCGGCCGAGGCGGCGCCGCUGCCGCCGGCGCUGGCGGAGCGGCAGCGCCAGCUGCGCCGGCUGCUGGCUAUGGUGCCGACGGGCCGCUACGACCCGGAGCUGCUGGCCGUGUUCGGCCGGCUGCCGCUGGCCAGACCGGGCGUCAAACAGGCGCAGCCGGGCACCGAGCUGACGGCCGAGCUGACCGCCGAGCCCGAGCCGGUCGUGGUGGACGGAGACCCCACCGAGCCGGUCGCGGCGGACGGAGACCUCACCGAGCCGCGAGUCGAGGUGCAGUUCGUGGAGCGGUGUCCGCCCGACACGCCCGAACACGUCACCGAGAGCCGGGAGGAGCUGGAGCGGUCCGCCGCGCCGCCGGAGCAGGCGGUACCGGUCGGCCAGCCGGUACCGGUCGGGGUGGUGGGGACCGUGGAGGUGGUGGAGCGGCCGCUGCUGCUGUCCGCCCCCGUGCUGGUCAUGGGCGGCGGCGCGGCCGGUCUGCCGCUGCUCCUGCUGCCGCCCCCGCCUCCGCCGCCGCCCCCGCCGACUGUGCGGCUCGCGCUGCCGCCGUCUGUGUCUGCGCCGGUGCAGAGGUACCGCCGCCGGACCAUAGGUCGGCGGGCGACCGCCGAGGAGGUAAGAAUGGCGCGGGGAGAGCAGGCCCCGCCGGCAGCCCCGCCGGCGCCCCCGUGGGUGCUGCUGCCCGCCCAGCCGUCCGCCCCCUGCGAACCCGUCACCAGUUUCUCCCUGGUGAAGGCCCAGGAGACGGGAGCCGUCACUCUGGUGGCGGUCCCGGGCGGCGCGGCGGCGGCGGAGCCCGGGUCGGCCGAUGGGCGCACCCUAUCCGUACUGACGGGGGCCGGGGAGGGCGGAGCGCCGCUGGUACUCACCGAGCUCCCCCCGCCGGCCGAUGCCGCCCCGCAGCAGCCGCCGCCGGCGGCGACCUCUCGGGAGGCGGAACCCGUCGGUCCGGACCCAGCAGUCAGCCGCGCAGAAGUGACCGGCCACCCGCCGGCGAGAGAGGGAGUCAUGGCGCCCGAACACGGUGAUUAUAGGGACGGCGGCACUGCGGGAUCAAAUUGUUACCGAGACGCCGGUCCGGCACAAGCAGAGAAUGACCGCAACGGCGGCUCGCCCAAAGCGAGUAGUGACUAG
This is a messenger RNA of Amphibalanus amphitrite, 2197 nucleotides long. RefSeq names its product fibrous sheath CABYR-binding protein-like. The coding region runs from base 347 to 2197 and encodes 616 amino acids. The record is from RefSeq and is a predicted model, not a curated record. Gene Ontology annotation, biological process: regulation of transcription by RNA polymerase II. Gene Ontology annotation, molecular function: RNA polymerase II transcription regulatory region sequence-specific DNA binding; DNA-binding transcription factor activity, RNA polymerase II-specific. Gene Ontology annotation, cellular component: nucleus. The transcript has 5 exons. NCBI's taxonomy places the organism in Eukaryota, Metazoa, Arthropoda, Thecostraca, Balanomorpha, Balanidae.